AUGAUUGGAUCCACUGGAAAUCUAUCUAGUUUAUUGAGCGAUCUAGGAGGUUUAAAUGGUAAAUCUUUGACAGACUUCAAUUUUUCAAAGUAUGAUUUCUUAGACAACGCUUCAAAAGCAGUUGCUAUAAAGAGUAUCACUGACUAAAUUAAGUCAUUUUUGAAUAGUUUGGAUAGCAGCUUCAUGAAAUAAUUUGGAGAAAAUUUGUUCAAGUAUACUAAUUUGAAUGAUGAUUCCUAGGUUAUCGCAAUGCUUUAAUAAGGAUUCACUAGUAUUGAGAGUAUUUAAGCAAAGGACGCUGCAAAUAAAAAGGCAAGUACUAGUAAAUCUAGCUCAAAUAAUGUUGUAGUAAUUGUUUUGCCAAUCGUUAAUUGGUGGAAAAAUUACAAGAUACAUUAGCAUAAUCAUCAUCAUAAUAGACACGAAUCAUAGCACCUCAAUAAAGCAAACAUUCAUGACAGCUAAUACUUUACGAAUAAUUAAGUUAAAAUUAUGCCUUAUCCAACAUUAGAGACAUCAAUGAACUUAGUUCAUGAGUAGCCUGCAGAGAACCAAGGGUAGUUCCAAAUUAUUUACUCUCAAGCAUAAUCCAAAGUGAAUGGGCCGAUGCCUUAUCCAUUAUACUCUGGUAUCUAUUCUCACAGCACUAAAGUCUAUUACAAAAACUAGAAGAAGCCAAUAGUAAACAGCUAUAUAUAGCCAUAACUGAUUUAAAAUCAUGAAUUUGAAAGCACUCACAAUGAGGCUAAAAAUAAAAUUAUGAAAAUUGUGAUUUCUGUUGAGUAAAAAUAGUAAGAAUGUCCCAAUGCAAAGACUUAAGUUUGA
Stylonychia lemnae is the source of this 825-nucleotide messenger RNA. Lineage: Eukaryota; Ciliophora; Spirotrichea; Sporadotrichida; Oxytrichidae. The record is from the annotation of a GenBank genome assembly.